Messenger RNA from Penicillium manginii, 1464 nucleotides. RefSeq names its product serine/threonine-protein kinase. The record is from RefSeq and is a predicted model, not a curated record. Lineage: Eukaryota; Fungi; Ascomycota; Eurotiomycetes; Eurotiales; Aspergillaceae. Gene Ontology annotation, molecular function: ATP binding; protein serine/threonine kinase activity. Gene Ontology annotation, biological process: protein phosphorylation; meiotic recombination checkpoint signaling. The coding region runs from base 1 to 1464 and encodes 487 amino acids. Gene Ontology annotation, cellular component: nucleus; cytoplasm. The transcript is spliced from 5 exons.
AUGUCUCAAUCGCAGUCCGAACUCGUGAACGACGCCAGGCUACCCACUAAACUCGAGCCCGAACGUACCACCCACACCUUUCUCGAAACGAGCCACAUCGCAGGUCUUGCAGGCCGCCGAGCUCGGCGCCGAGAGCGUGAAGAAGUAUGGCAGCGACAAAGAGCUCUUGAAAUCGACACAUUCAGCACCCUAUGGCUGGAGAAAUGCGUGUCCGAUAGCAAAGGCAACCUGCGGGCUGUCAGAGAGGUGCGCAGGGUCGCUCCAAACUCCUUGCUCAUCGACUAUACUCGUGAGCUAGAAGCAAUUACCAAGCUUUCGCAGCAGAAGUAUGAUGGUUGUUUUGUGAAAUCAUCCGGGUGGUUCGAAAACGACGAGUCGCUUUUUAUCACAAUGGAAUACCUUCCGGCUGGAGAUCUUCAAAGAUACGUCGUUCAGCCUUUUUCGGAACCAGAGGCUCAGAGUAUCGCACUCCAGUUGCUGGAGGGCCUGGAUUUCAUGCAUAACAAUGGAUUUUCACAUGGGGACCUCAAGCCGAAGAACAUUUUCGUACUUUCAGCAGGGCCUGACUGGUGGGUCAAAAUUGGUGACUUUGGCAUCAGCAAACAGGUUAUGGAAGGCUUAACUGGUCUUCAAUCAUUUAAUGGCACGCCAGCUUUUACUGCCCCAGAAGUCUACCAGCAGACAUGGCAGUCUUGUGAAACAAAUCAGGAGAUCAUCAACACAGCCUUCGCCCCAGAGAUAGACCUAUGGUCCCUCGGUGUGAUCAGCUACUAUCUGCUCACCGGAAAACUACCCUUUGUCCAUCAAAAAGACCUACUUGCAUACCAGAAAAAUGAAAUAGAGCUACCAUUAGGACCCAUAGGGCAACUUCUAGCUAGUUCGGAAGCUUUAUUGUUCAUGAGGGCUAUGCUCGCCGCAAAUCCUUCUAGUCGUUUACCGGCUCGAGAUGCGUUAGAUCAUCCCUGGUUGAUUCCUUUGCAACAAGAUUCGGAGCCAGAAUAUGAAGCGGAGAGUCGAGAGUCUACUCAUACUACUCACGCAGAGGAGAUCAACCUAUCUACAGCACAGGUGCAAACUCCAGAAAUGCUAACCCAAAAACCCCGAGACGUCCUACUCCCAGGGACAAUCGGCUUGACAACAUCCCAACAGAACAGACCUGUCGAAGACAACCCCCCCGCAACUCCCAUUACCCUUCUCCCAGAAAAGCACGCAUUCCAGUACGAGAGCUACGGAACGGCUGUCGAAAAGAUUUCGUCGUGCUUCAAAGGAUAUGGUGCCCAAGCGAAGUCGUCGUUCUCAGGAUUCGGCCUCUACAAGAGAUUCUGCACUUCCGAUGUCUCCGACUUCGGCAAGUGCGACUUCGGGAAAGAAGAGCAAAUCUCAUAUUGUGGAAAUUCCUGGUCGUCCCCAGUUUGCGGAGGGUUUGCCGAUGUUUCCUAUGCGGUCGAAGAAGGCGUAGGGUAG